CUUGAGGCAGCGGGGUCGAGCGCCCCGGAGUUAUUUUGAAAGUGACGCACGCGCAGCUGUCAUGAGGGGAAGAUGAGCGAUACCGUGAUCGCGGAGGGAGCAGCAAAAAUCAGAGACGGCAAAAAAUGGAGGAGUCGCUGGCUGGUUCUGCGCAAACCCUCACCGGUCGCAGAUUGUUUAGUGCUGUACGUGUAUAAGGAGCGGGGUGUGAAGGACAGGAGCAGCGUGACGCUGGAGCACAUCUGCGGUCUGGAGGCAUGUGUCAGCGCUGAUGGCGUUCCCUUCAUCCUCUCAAUCCUGUGUCUCAGUCAAACUGCCAUGCUUGGCUUUGACAGCAAGGAGGCGCUGCAGAGCUGGGACCUGCGACUGCGCUACUGCCUUGGGGAAGUCCACAGUUUCAGCGUCUCUGUGCUUCCUGGCACUAAACUGGAAAGCGGAGCAGCGACUCUGCAUUUAUGCAACAAUGUCCUGGUCAUCGCUAAAGACCUGCCAGCUGUCAUCAUUGGCCACUGGAAUCUGCUGGAUCUGCGGCGAUACGGGCCGGUCAACAACGGCUUUGUGUUUGAGGGAGGAACACGCUGUGGUUACUGGGCCGGCGUGUUCCUCCUGUCAUGUGCUGAGGGUGAGCAGAUCAGUUUUCUGUUUGACUGUAUUGUUCGUGGCAUUUCCCCGUCCAGAGGCCCUUUUGGACUGAAGCCACUGCUACCAGAGCCCAGUGUCAAUGCAGCUUUAGUGCAGGACAGACUAAACCAUGAAGCGGAGGAAUUGGAAAGGAGGCUCAGUCUGCUGUCUCAUAGCACAGCUUCCAGCUCCCGUUUCGGCUCUUCGAUGACAGCAGACGACCGCAGCAUAUCUGGUUCAUCUGACACCUCAGACACAGAUUGCAGUAUUAGCAGUCGCUCUGCAAUGUGGACCGAUCUGGUUCUGCCCAGCUCUGCAGAAACUCCUCACCCACAAGCAUCUCAGGUCGAAGAGAAACUCUCCACUGAACUGAAGGCCCCGACUGAUCCCGUUCUCUCACGGAAGCUAAAAGAAACCGGCCGACAGAACUCGUCUGACAGCGGCAUUGCGACGGGAAGCCACUCAUCUUACACAGGAAGCUUCUCUUCCUACAGUGGCAGUCUGGAUGCUGCCGGUCCGGGGGAGGAAUACGGCAUGCCGUUCAACCUGCCACCACCUGCUAUCCCAGAAAAACACCUGUGCGCAUGCAAUCAUGAGUACCAAAUUCCCUCUUCCCUACGAUACCUUUAUGACUCUCCCCGGAGUCUGCUGGAGAUCACCAGUGCUCCCGAGGACAACAGAGACAGUAGCAGAUCUCAAAAUAAUACUGGACUUAUAGAGCCGUUCGUCCGGAAACAGUCUGAAGAAUAUUCAGAAUCUCCCAGCCAAUCAGAUUCUGGCUCAGCUCUGAUUCAUUCUCUAGAGCUUGGUAAAAUGGAGGAGUCAAAGACAAGGAAGAGCUUAAUAAAAGGGGAGGAGUCUCAGGGAUUAUUUUGUAAUAAAAGCUGCAGUGAUUGUGCAAACUGUUCACUUCCUACUGUCGGCUCUAAAUCGGUCGUCACUACCUGCCACAUCUGCAGAGGACUCAAGGGUACAUUUCUGCCUCAUCCUGGAGGGACUUUACUGCCCACUGUGCCAAGUGUUACUUCAGCAGGUGAAUCUUCAUCCCCUCCCACUGGACCAGCCACCAAUCAGAAGCCAUUAUCUGGACAUUCACAGACCAAUGAGGAGGAGCAGUCUGAGGGCUACAUUUCCUGUCUGUCUGAUCUCCUGGCACAUUACAAUCCUGCUGGGAAAUCAGUCAGUAGUAGCGUUUAUGAGGCAAUGUCAUCGUCCAGACGCCCCGUUCACAGCAUACACAACAUCCUCUACGAGAACUGCCUCCAGUGCAGGAAAGGAGAGGGAAACUGCCGGGUGCUAAGACUCACUCCUCCAUCCAGACUCGCAAUUUUUGUCCAGGAUCAGAGCAGAGAUCCGAGUAGAAACAACUUGAACAUCCCAGAGUCCAUAUGCUCUUCCAUUGAGCAUCCCAGUAGGCCAGUCUCUCUGCAACAAAAACCUGAAGAAGAUAACAUAGAGAGAAUCUGGGCAGACAAAGGAAGAUCAGAUCCUGCCUAUGAAAUUAUGGAUGGCCGAACAACAGAGAGGAGCCCAGAGUUGGAGGAGCGGAGCAGGUUUGAGCUCAUUGGCAACUGUGCUGCUUCACAGAGGAUUUCUCAUCAUCUCACUGAAGGUGGAGUGCUUGCGUUUGCAGUGGAUGGCUCAGCGGUGACGGACAGGCUCAGAGGAGAUGCUGUAACAUACGUCAAUAUUCCCACCAGCCCCACGUCCAAAAAACAGCUGCAUUACAUGGAACUAGAGCUGCAGGAGUCCAGCACAACCAUCAGAGGGAAAAGCUCCAGUAAAUAUGCUCAGAUUGACAUUGCAGCGACCGAGGCAGCUCACAGAGCAGUUACCCAGCAUGCACUGGGGCGAGAAGAAGGUCUACAGAGACUGGAGCAGCAGAGGAGAAGACGAGGAUUGAAAGAGGACUGAACUGAGAAACACUUUAUCUGGAGAUUUCAUGAUCAUCUUUUGCUCUAGACAAACUGACCAAAACACUAUAUAUACAGACUAUAUUUAUGUGACAUGACAGUAAUACACUUUUGUGUAUCUACAGAAGUUUCCAGUAAUUUUCUCAUAUAGUUGACUGUGGAAUUCACUAUGUAGUGAAUAGUGAGUGAGUGUGCAGUGUCAGUCAUAGUAUAUACACAAAUGUUUAAAAUACAGUAAUGUAUAUCUCACACUGCUUAGAUGAACACACAUUUUUAAUUUUAUUUUUUCUAAGUACAUUUUUAUUUUAUUUAUUUUUUACAUUUAUUUAGUUUUAAUAUGUUGAAUAUUACUUUCUAUUUUUUUCUUUCUAAUUUUCUAACUUUCUGCAUCUUUUUUCUAACCUUCUGCAUUUGUAUUAAAUAUGCUGCAUUUA
Megalobrama amblycephala (Wuchang bream) is the source of this 2968-nucleotide messenger RNA. RefSeq names its product docking protein 7a (gene dok7a). Gene Ontology annotation, molecular function: protein kinase binding. The transcript has 14 exons. Lineage: Eukaryota; Metazoa; Chordata; Actinopteri; Cypriniformes; Xenocyprididae. The record is from RefSeq and is a predicted model, not a curated record. The coding region runs from base 73 to 2535 and encodes 820 amino acids. Gene Ontology annotation, biological process: positive regulation of protein tyrosine kinase activity; neuromuscular junction development.